UUAUACGUAACGCACCAUAUGAAGUCACAUCUGAUCCCCAAUUUUGACCAUUGAUUUGCAAUCACCUGUAAUCAUGGCCUCCGGCGACCAAGAAGAGUCCCUUCAGACUCAAAACCACUACUUGUGUGGUUCUCUAGCAGCGUUCGCCAACAUCAUCAUCACAUUUCCCAUUCACAAAGCCCUGUUCCGCCAGCAGCUGUUUGGCGUGCAUGCAUGGGAUGCCGUGCGAGGGCUCCAGAGGGACGGUUUGCGGACCCUAUAUCGUGGCAUCCUUCCACCAUUGCUCCAAAAAAGCAGCACAAUCGCAAUUAUGUUCGGACUCUACGAGGAUUUCUCCAGAAUUCUGAGGGUUCAUGCUCCUGAAGCCCCCGUCCAGUUUAGAGACGCCAUUGCAGCAAUAUUAGCAGGAACAGCGGAAGCAGUUUUGACGCCUUUUGAGAGGGUGCAAACUCUACUGCAGGACCCUCGUCAUCAUGGGAACUUUCAGAACACCGCACACAUUUUUCGUGUUUUGCUACAGCAACAUGGCUUUUUAGAGCUGUACCGUGGCCUCGUCCCGAUCCUGAUCAGAAAUGGCCCCAGCAAUGCUUUGUUCUUUGGUCUGCGUGGACCGAUUAAGGAAUUGCUCCCUGAAGUUGAGUCAAAGGCCGGGCAUUUAAUUAAUGAUUUUGUGUGUGGAGGGAUUUUAGGAGCAGGUCUCGGAGUGGUGUUUUACCCUCUGAAUGUGGCCAAGUCUCAUGCGCAGGUACAGAUCGGAGGACCGUUUCAGUCCUGCAGGGUGAUUUUAGCUAGUGUUUUGAGAGAGAGGGAUGGGAAGGUGAGCCGUCUGUUUCGAGGUGUGCAUUUGAACUUCCAGAGGUCGAUAUUUUCUUGGGGCAUCAUAAAUGCUGCGUAUGAACUCUUGUUGAAAAUGAUGUGAUCGAGAUGAGACUUAAGGUUAAGGUGAAGGAGAGUUAAGGUUGGAAGAGCAUUCCUGAUUUGGAGAAAUUAGUCUUCCUUUUACUCUAUUUCUGCUGCUAAUAAAACAGAAGAACAGGGAUUAUUUAAAGUGCCGUAUUCAAGGUUAAUGGAAAAUCUUUAAUUUUAGCUAUAUCAUUUUAAAUUCAUGGACAUUUUUACAUUUGGAGCAAACUUUCUAAAAUAAUUUUGAAAGAAGUACCUUAUACUCUCAGAAAUUACGUAUCAAGGGCAUCCACUGGGGUGAUACCUUUUCAAAAGGUGCACAUUUGUACCUAAAAGGUCAAUUUCAGUACUUUAAGGGUACAUAUUAGUACCUAAAGAGAACAAAAGUGUGCCUCUUGAAAUUUUUAAGAAUUAAUAUGCAACUUUUGAGGUACCAAUGUGGAUAUGUUUGGCACAAAAUGUGUACUGUUUGAAAAGGUACCACCUCAGUGACAUCUCUUGUUCCUCUUAGAGGCUAUGUUUAAAUUUAUUUGACUACAAAUAAA
Messenger RNA from Danio aesculapii, 1448 nucleotides. It is a transcript of the gene slc25a51a, whose product is annotated as solute carrier family 25 member 51a. The transcript has a single exon. Lineage: Eukaryota; Metazoa; Chordata; Actinopteri; Cypriniformes; Danionidae. Bases 74 to 919 code for a protein of 281 amino acids. The record is from RefSeq and is a predicted model, not a curated record.